ACGACCGAGUAAUCGCACGGGCCAAUCACGCUCGCUCACCCCCUGCUCCCCGUUCAAGACGUGAUCGCUGCGUCGCUACAAGGACUUGACUUUGGAACAAGUUAAUCGCCACUCCAAUCUUUUAAUUUCCUCAUCAAACUAGUGCUGCGGGUCAGUGGACUUGAUCGUCCCUCUCGCCACGUAUAAAACGGCAUCCGCGCGGUUGCAGCCGUCGUUGCACCGGUGACCGCCGCUGCGGAGGAGAGCUAGCUAGCUCGGCACAGAGCGCGCGCGGCGUUAAUUGAUCGAUCGGUUUCCAUGGCGACGCUUCACCAGCACCACAUCAAGGCCCUGACACCGACGUGGCUGCUCGUUAAGGUUACGCAUCAGCAGCCGCCGAGGGACGCCGCCAAGAGGCCCGCGCCGGCCUUCUACUCGCCGCUCCUCCUGUCGCCGUCGGCGUGGCAGAAGGCGCAGGACGAGAUGAAGAGUAAAGCCGAUGGACGCGACGCCGGACGCGUCCGCGGCUUGCCGGCGUCGCCGAGGAUCAGCUGCAUGGGGCAGGUCAAGGGGAGGAGCAAGAGGUGCUCAACCGCGCGCGGCCCGGCCUCGAGGGGUUCGGGGUACGGCGGCGGCACGGUGGCGAGGCUCGUGCUCGGGCUGUUCGAGCGGCGCAGCAGGAGGUUGUCGCGGACAUGUGCCAAGGUCAGUGACGUGCCGCGUGGGUCGGCCUCGGCGCCCCGGAGAUCUCAUGGUGGAUGUGCGGCCGCGGCAGUACGCGUGCUUGACCCGCCGUUGCCGGUGGUGAGGCGUCCAGUGACGGACGUCAACGCGCCAAGCCUUUGGGAGCGGCGGCGAGGCGGCAAGGCCCUGGAGGGUCUUCGGCUAACUUAGAUGGCUGCAGAGUUUUGCUGGUUGCUGCAGGGGAACACAAAACAAAAGCUUUACACGGCUAUGGUUUGACGCCAUUUAGAACUGAACUGUUUUCUGUAAAUUUUGUGCGAAACUGCUGCCUUCCUAGUUGGGCCUUAGCUAACAUGUGAAUUUGUGUGUUGACCUUGCAAUAAGAUGCCUGAAAGUUUCGUCGUUACGUGUACGCAGUUAGCUCAUGUAUGCUGAUUCUGUUAACAUUAGCCAAACUUUGCUAAGUCAAUGCCACGUAAUCUGUCGCUAACCGCCACGAUAUUAAAUAGAUAUUGAAUAGUUUAGAGACUCGAUAUCUAAUUUUAUAUUUAAGUGGGUUAUUUAGACGAACCACAAUAUUUUAGAAAGGUAAGUUGAUUUAGUCCUAAGUGUCGAUGUAAAGAGUAUAGGGUUCCCGCCAGGAUGACAUACGACUGUCUGUUUUUGCAGGAUCAACUUUUUUCUCUAAUCCGGGCCCAUCGCGUGACCACUUGGCACUGCACGAUCAUGACCCUAACCUUCGCUGGAAUUCUCGUGAUCAGCCUCUACUGGUCACGAGACAGAUAUUUGUCUGACCGGUCGACUCUCAUUUAAUACCACUACUUAUGCCGUUUUCCUUCCCUAGACGCUCCACUCCGGCUGAGGCGAUCGAGGUCGGCGCAGAGCUUUCAUGUCUCAUUCCACAACAUUAAUUGUUGUGAGACGGACUCGCACACGCAACAGGGAGCGUGGUAGGCAAUGUGGGAAACUGGCGAUGGGACAGGGCAGGCCGAGCGACCCGAGAGCAACAAGCGGGGAUGCAGCCAGUGGAUGGGACAAGCAUUGCAGUGCUCCAGGGCAGGCACAACAUAUGCGUACCCUGUAAUGAUAGCAUAUGUUGACCAUCUAGGUAGGCAUGGGCUUUUUUGUUGGACCCAUGUAAGACUCAUAUCCCUCUGGAAUAUAAGGGAGGGGAGUCCGGCUUGGAUUUGGAGAGAGAUCUUUGUAACACAAAAACAGACUUUAUGAGAGGAAGACAUAAGAUGUCGGGCUAUUACCCCAUGGGGAACCUGAAUCUGAAUAAUCUCUCGUGUUCUUAAGUAGCAUACACAUACAUUCCCGCACACACACUCAGAACACAGAUCACACACCCGUCGCUUGGUACACCCCAGAAUCAUUGUCAGAGAUU
Molecule: messenger RNA, 2050 nt
Organism: Phragmites australis (common reed)
Lineage: Eukaryota; Viridiplantae; Streptophyta; Magnoliopsida; Poales; Poaceae
Exons: 1
Coding region: 298-873 (191 amino acids)
Source: RefSeq, a predicted model, not a curated record